AUGGCCGCCACCACAACACAAGAUAUCCGUGAAGAAAAGCGGAAAAUGAUUCCAAAAGGAAGACCUAAAUCCGGAAGAGUGUGGAAGAGUGAAAAGAAAAGGUACUUAUUGGGUUGAUAUGAGAGGUUCCCGUAAUGAGGAGCGACUAUAUGUGUAUUUUCUUUUAAAGUGCGAGAAUCUUAGACAGUAGUGUCGGAGCUGCUGGACCGUCUAAGACCCCUCGUUUGAUUGACGGUGAGCGCUAUGAAAUGCGCCUCUUGUUGAGCUGAGAAGAAUUGUUAUUCUAUCAUCAAACUAAGCUUUCGAUGAUCUGGCUUUUAUUAUAAAUACACUGUUUACUGAUUUGAGUCAGCAUGUUUGGAUAUUCCAUGCGUGUUUAUGCAUUUGCAUUCAGGGUCUGUUUACAUGAGGUGAGCUAGCCCAGUUGGCCAGGCUGGCCCGCUUUAUUGUUCUGGAUAAGUUCAUGCUUUAUUUCCUCUUACAAAUGUUGUUAUGUUUAUAUGAGAAGGCUCACUGGCUUGCUUGUUGCAAUCCAUGUUACGUGAGCUGAGAUCUCAGCAAGGGAAUCAGGCCUUCUCAUAUAAACACAACAACAUUAUUAUGAUGAAAAAAGGCAUUAGCCGAGCUAGCCCAGGUAACUGGGCUGCCUCGUCUAAUAUAAACAUACGGUGUUUUUACACAUAACGCCACGGCAGUCAUAUUGGUGUCCCAAAACAAUGAACUCAUGGCCAUGAUUGGUGUCCCAAACCAGUCCUGUGGGAGUUAAACCCUUUCUUUUGUUCCAAUAAAUUUGCAUCGAUGCUGGCCACUUGAGUGAAAAUGCUCUAUAGGCCGUCAGACACCAGUUCCUACAUGACAUUUACUCAAAUAAACGCAGUGGCACUUACGUGCAUACCUUUCAAACAGAGGUUAGUUUUUUUCACUAUAUUGUAGUGGCAUGUGAAAAUUAAUCUCUGCUAGCAAUUUAUUGUUGAUCCGUUUUCCAGAGUGCCUGGAUUGGCAUGUACAUGAUUCAUAACUUAGAUUUUGCCAGUCCCUAUAUGUAGAAUUAGCAGCUCAAUAAAAAUUACUUUUUGAGAAUAGCGGAAACAAGUCCAAAGAUUGACCCUUCUUAAGAGUCCUGUUGAUAUCCCUGGUUGUUCAAAUAAUGGAUAGCGCUACCCACUGGAUAAAUUACAUUCCAGCGGAUAACUAUUGGGGAGACCAAUUUUAGAUAACUGUUGUCAAUGGGAUAGUAACAUGAUUGAGUUCUUCAAAAAGCAUUGACUGUUUGCUUUUGCUCGGUCGAUUCCUGGCUUAAAGGCACUUCGGAGUUAGGGACAGGAUUCAGCUUGGGUAGAAACAAGCUCUUGUUGUUGCCCUAACUCAUGAAUGGAUCAAGAACGCAACACCAACUGCAGUCAUAGACUACUCUGACUUGCAAUCACAAGACACAGUCAUAAGAGUCAAUUAUUUCGUAAAUCAGUGUGCUUAUAUAUAUGAUGGAAGCGAUUAUACAUGAUUAGAUAAGGUGUUAGAAAAGGACAUAUGUGGUUUCCUUUCAGGUAAAUACCCUAAGCGUAAUACAUUGUUACACCCUACUUAGUUAUGCAAAUCCUGUGUGGCUAGAUCUGAGAAAUCACCACAUCCUACACAUGAUGCUGUCAGUAAAACGGGGUUAUACUUUCUACACUAUUCCAAUCGGAAAGCACAUUGACCUAUUAGCUUUACACAAAGCACCUUUUUGCACGCUUGCCUACACAAUAGGGAUCAUAUUUCUGGUUCCUAUCAAGAUAAUAAUUUAUUGAUUUUUCCGCUCAUUGCAUAAAGUGUCACUUUUCUUUAACUUUACUAUAUUAUGUUAUCCACUGGAUAGAGAUUUAUUCGGUGGUAAGCAAUAUCCACCUUUUGAAGAACUAGGGUCAGUUGUCCUAAAAUCGCUUUUGUCACAAGAAAAGAAAAGUAAGCUCUGGGAGACAAAAAUACUUCCAGAAACCAAGAUAGGAAUUAUAUCAAAAUUGGAGGCUAAAUUCCAGGCCAUGGUACAGAAAAGCUCAAAAGCCACCUUUAUCUGGGAGGUACAGUAUGGUGAUGUGUACAGGAUAAAAAAGUCCUUAAUUUUUGGAGUCUCGAUGUAUUUAGCAUUGAAGUACUAAUAAAUUAUUUUAUAGGACAUUAUUUUUUAAGUUUUCCAUUAGAGAUAGGAUUGAGAUUUUACUUGGUCAUCAAAGCCACAUAAAUGUUGCGUGCACCCAUUUUCAGGGGGAAGACAGUACCUUCAUUUCUCAGUUAUUUUAAGACCCCUGAAUAUUGGUCUGUCCCUGGGAACCAAACCCACGACCUCCUGUUCUGCUGUCAAAUGCUCUACCAACUGAGCUAAUCCUGCUGUGGUUAAGUAGGAGAUUUGUCUUCUAUACAAUGAUUCCAAAAUGUAUUUUACAGUUAAAAGAUGAAGUGCCAUGCUACUUCAGUGAUUGCAUCAAUAUUAAAUAAACAAAUUUUCAUUUAUGACAGCAUGUAUAAAUAAUUAUUAAUUAUUAUUAUGAAUAUUAUUACAACUAUUUCAUCUUCAGUUCUAUCCUCGGGCUGGUUUCAUAUGGUCACUACAAUAUAUGUGUGUAUUGUCUCAUUGUCUCUAUCUUAUGGAAACCAACCUUUCACAAAUUAUAGUGUAUAAUCCGAUGGGUGAAUUUUAUAUAUAUAUAUAUAUAGACCAGUAGGUGAACUACUCAAAUCCUGAGUACAUGGGUGUUUAAUACAAGCCUGUUUCGUAGGCCACCGAAAAGGUGACCCACUCUUCAGUUAAACUCCAUUAUAACACUGAAGCGUCAGGGUCUACAUCAAGAAAAGUGAUCGCGUGAUAAAAACGGUUACAUAUAACGUUUGAAAUUUAAAUUUUAGAAUGAAAAGCGCGCGCUCGCUCUCAAUCGCCUACAACUCUUACACGAAACCUAAGUCGCACGAAAGCUCGCGCUACAAUCUCUUGCUUUCACAUGUUCGAUUGUACCUUAGAAUGAACUUGCGUCGAUCUCUGCAUGUAGAGACAAGUUCGUUGUGCUUGUUCAGUGUUGCCAUGUGAGGCCUACAGAUUAAAAAGAACUUCUCUGUUGUACAUAGAUUGCUUUGUUUUGUAAGGUUGGUGUAAGAUUUUGCUUUGGCGAGUAUUUUCCACGUGAUAUUGAAUUCCUUAUUUGCCUCCUUUAGCUGCCACAGGUGCUUGCUCAGCUCAGUCUCAUUCCUUCUCUUUUCAUGUAUAAAUGACAUCAGGUGGUUUCUGUAUCUUGCCUUGAACUGAGUAGCUGUGAGACCGAUGUAUGUCUCCUUUUUGUGUCCGGUUGUGACUGUGGCUUGGUACACUACUUCGCUCACCAGGCAUUCUCCGUUCAGCGGGCAGUCUUCUUUUUUCCUACAGCUACACGUGUUCUCGUCGUUUUUCUGUGGCUGCGCUGUUUCUGCCAUCUUCAGGAUAGCUUUGUUGUGGCCAUCUAUUAUUUGCUUGACGUUGGGCAUGCAGCUGUAGCUGAGCUUUAUGGUGUUCCUGUUGAAAAUUUUCCUCAGCUUGUGGCCCGCUGGGAACGAUCUUUCAAUGGGGCUGAUGAAUGCAUGUCCGAUGUUGGUUUUGACACUUUUUUUAUAUGGUGGAUUAAACCAUAUAACAUUUCUUUGUCGUUUGCGUUUCUGUGAUGGUGGUUGCUGUGGUGGUGGCUUGAAUUCUAGUUUAAAAGCAUAGCCACUCUUUCGUAAUGCUUCCUGAUAUGGAGCCGAUGCUUCAUUAAAAACCUCGUGGUCGGAAGAAACGCUGGAUAGCCGCCGGUUAAUUGCUGCGGGUAUGUUUCUGAGGAUGUUUGGUGGGUGGUUCGAUUGACUGUGAACGUAAAGCGGGGUGGUGGAUGGCUUGGAGGAUGGUUUGAAUUUUCCGGUGUUUAAAUCCAGUGUUACAUCUAGGAAGUUAACAACUUUCUUGUUUGCAUCAACUGUGAUUUUCAGGUUGUUGUUUGCAAAUAUCUGGCAUAUUUGUCUUUUUGUCUUCUCUAUCUGCCUUGGUGUUUGAUUGAGUACGGCAAGCUCGUCGUCUCUGUAAAGGCCGAUUUCGAUUCCAGGGAUCUGCUUUAGCUGCGACAGGAGGUAACAGCCCACCAGUUCAUAAGUCUCCGCUCCGUCGUAGCUUCCCAUGGUUACGUCAAAAUUUGAUGUUGAAUUUCUCUUUUCCCAUGGUUGGCCUUUGCUGAAUAGCAGGGAGUGCUUGGAAUUGAUGACUGCUUGUCAUUCGUUGGCUGAGAUGUUCACAUGUUUAGAGGCGAAGUCAAGGGCGCGUUUUAGGAGGGCUUCGGUAAUUGAGGGAUAGAAUUCUACGACGUCAAAGCAUAUAAAUGCCGAGCCGCAUUUAUUAGCCAGCUGCUUGAACCAUUGAAGCACAGAGGAUGUGUUCUUCCACUGGUUGACUUUUGUGAUGUCGACGAGUUUCCGAUUUAUUUCUUCCAGGAUUUUUUUGCUUAUACGCCCUAUCUCCGGUUUUGAAGGAUUAAUCAGUCUACAAGUAGGCUUGUUUUCAAAAUUUUUUUUGUAUAUAUAUAUAUAUAUAUAUAUAUAUAUAUAUAUAUAUAUAUUUUGGGGUGUGGGGGAGGAUGUACCCUCUGGAGCCUCCCUGUGGAUCUUUUAUUGCAAGGGUUGUGUGACAGUCAACCUAAGUGGUUGUUACAGGAGGGACAAUUAUAUGACAAGGCCCAAGGACAAUCUCUUUGCUAAAGCUUGGUUUUCAUAUUUUGGGAAAAUCUCAGGGGAUCCCGUAUUUUUCUUUUUCCUGACCAUUUCAGAUUUUGUUGAUAUAUUGGAUAGUCACCAGAAUUCAUUCGCAGAUUUUACCGAUAUUGAAUUGGCGGGAAAUGGAAGAUGAGCCAGAAGGACUGGAACACAGAAAUUUAGAGGGUUGAUAAUGAGUGAAAUCCAUCACUUAUGUCCCUGACAGUACAAAACUUAGUUUUCAUUUUUUCAGGAAUGAUUGCUUACCAUCUCCAGUCUGGGAUGCGGCAGGAAAAAAGAAAUGCUCCCGAUUCUCCAGAUUUGUCCCGACUAUCCCAGAAGAUCGGGGAUAUUAGUUGGCAACAUCUGGGACUGUUUGGAAACAGUAAAAUCCCAGAUUGUCUGGCAUUUUCCCAACAUAUGAAAACCAGGCUUAAAGAUAAUGAAAGUAAUAAUUCUGUUCUUGAAAGUUUGUGGCAAAGUGGAAAAUUCUGUUUAUUGCUUAAUUUUGUUGCAUUAGGAAAUCUGCAGUUAUUGGUGUCCAGCCCUUGCACACAUCUUGGAGCAGAAAACAGCAAGUAAGAAUGCAACAGAAAUUAAUGAAAGUUUAUGAAAAAGAACUUAAAGAAGAGGCAAAGAAACAAAAAGAGGUAAGACACAGUCAUUCACAAACCCACCAUGCUAGGAUGGCUUAUUUUUUUCUAGACGUCUGGCUUAAAGCAAACCUAGAGUUGAGAAUGUCAUCUAAUAUCUUACUGUCCUAUGGUCUAAAACUAGGAUCACUUUCUUCCAAGCUAUGUUUCCUGUUGCCCUUUUCCUGUUACCUUAAUGUUUUAUAGUCCCUUUCAAAUGAAUGAUUAGCCAUCUUCUGAUAUGUAGAAAUGUAUCAUAUGGAUGAUUCUUUGCCUCUUUUUUUCUUUUUCUUCUUCCUUUUUUCAGGAAAAACGAAGGAAAAUAGAAGAAAGGAAAAAGAGAAGAGAGGAAAAUGAAAAGAAAUCACAAGUUGUACAAGUGGUAAGGUUCUGUAGGUGAUUUUCACUCCAAGUAUUCAGUUGACAAGAAUCAACUUCAUUACCCAUCAUGUCAGUAGCCACAUAAGGACUUGGCUUUCUUUUCCUGUUCUUCACUGUCUUUAGCAACCACUCUGCAGUACCCAAGUUGCACUUUCCUGCAUAAAGUUUUCUCAUCUUUCACUGUCCACCUGCAGGUCAUUUUCAGACUCUUUAGAAUAGGUGACUCUACCAUGGCGAAUGAAGAAUAAUUAUGAUUUAUUUCUGAUAGUAGCACUAACCAAUUUAUAACUUCCUUUUUAAUUGCUUUCAGAUAAAAGACACAGCAAAGAUAAAGAGAAUGAAGAAGAAACAGCUACGAAAAAUUGAAACUCGUUGA
Messenger RNA from Porites evermanni, 6108 nucleotides. The record is from the annotation of a GenBank genome assembly. Lineage: Eukaryota; Metazoa; Cnidaria; Anthozoa; Scleractinia; Poritidae.